This is a messenger RNA of Boleophthalmus pectinirostris (great blue-spotted mudskipper), 1842 nucleotides long. RefSeq names its product store-operated calcium entry-associated regulatory factor (gene saraf). Gene Ontology annotation, biological process: regulation of store-operated calcium entry. The record is from RefSeq and is a predicted model, not a curated record. Gene Ontology annotation, cellular component: endoplasmic reticulum membrane. Lineage: Eukaryota; Metazoa; Chordata; Actinopteri; Gobiiformes; Gobiidae.
AGUGAAGCAAAAACAUAUGACGUAACCCGGAAGUAUCUAGUAACGCCGAUGUAGUGUCGUUUCGUGAUGAUCAAGUUUGCAAUCAAGUAAAAAGAUAUUAGAUCGAGGAUAAUAUCAACAUUUAUGACUUAUUAUACAAAGAUGAAGCAGGCGUUAAUAUUUUUGGUCGCGUUUUCCAUUUUGGAGCCUGGUUCCUGCUGGAAUGACGGAGCUAGUGUUUUGUUGCGGGACAUCCAGGUCUUGACUCUGUAUAGGGGCCGUUACACCACAGGCCGCAGGACCAGCCCAGUGCCUCAGCUCCAGUGUGUGGGGGGCUCUGCUGGGUGUCACACCUUCACUCCAGAGGUGGUCCAGUGCCAGAACAAGGGCUGGGACGGGGUCGAUGUACAGUGGGAGUGUAAAACAGACAUGGAUAAUGCAUAUCGUUUUGGGCGUGUUGAGGUUAGCUGUGAGGGCUACAAUCACCCAUCUGACCCAUACGUCCUGGUUGGCUCCUGUGGUCUGGAGUACACUCUGGAGCUGACGGAAGAGGGGCGCAGGAGGAGCCAGGGCGGGUGGGGGUCCCAACGGGGGUCUGGAGGAUUUGGAGGUUUUGCUUCCAGUUUCUUCAAUGGUUUCUCUGGUCAUAAGUCACAAUCUCCUCCACGUCAGAGCUCCUUUCCCUCGGGUGGAGAUGACUCUUCAGGGUUGUUGGGGGUGGCGCUGCUGCUGUUGAUCGCGUUUGGUCUAUACAAACUGUUCCUCAGCGGAAACACAGUGAACCAGGGACCAGAGCCCAGAGAGACCCACCACGGCGCUGCCUCUGGCCCCCCUCCUCCCGGAUUUAAGCCUGACUACACCUCCACAGGUUAUCCCGGAGCAAACCCAGGCUAUGGCUUCCACAGUGACUACACGCAGGGCCAGUAUCCAUACACCGAGGGGCGCUCUACUCGCAACACUGGGACUGGAGGGGGAGGCUUUUGGAGAGGGAUGGGAGCUGGUGGGCUGCUGGGCUAUAUAUUUGGCCGCCAGAGGUCCCAGCCUUAUCAGACUCGUGGAUAUUACAGCCACACGGACAGUUACUCCAGACCCUCCUCCUCCACACACUCCUCUGCCUCCUCUGGCACCAGAACUGCUUCAGGGUUUGGAGGUACUAAAAGAAGAUAGAUGUUGUAUAUCUGUUUUUUCUUUGCAACAUUUUGAGAACUUUACUUGUACUAAAGGCUAUACAAAAUUACUUCAUGGAAAACAGCUUUGCAGUGAACAGCCUCCAUGUUUAUUGAGCUGGCAGUGUGUAACUUUCUGGAGGUGGCAUGUCACCUGCAUGAUUCUAUGGGAAUAGAAAGUGAAAACCACAUACUUUGGAAUAUUCUCCAAAGAUACGUAGAUACAUUUUUUCAUAUUAUGGAAUUUUCUAGCCAAAGGAACCACAUUUCUAUGGAAACAAGCAGGUAGGCCAUAUAACAGUCAGGUUUGUGGAGGUGCAAGCCAGAGUUUGUUUUUCAGUGCAGAGCCAAAAUGGAAAAAAACAAAAAACAAAAACAAAACAUGCUUUCAUUUUAGUCAUUUUUUGGACUAAAAAGUGACAUACUCUGGCUGUGAAUGUUUUCACUUGAGAUGCAUAAAAAUACUCUUAGUCAAUGUUUUAACAUUGUGUAAAUACAUACUGAUCACUCGUUAUGACAUUAUAUAAACCUUACUGAUAUCUCUUCGUCUUUUUGACAACUUUGCUGUGAAAAGCCUUUUAUAUUUGGACAUAGUAUAGUUAUUACUGUAUUGUAAGAGUGAACAUAAUAUAAAAAUGGAUUCAUGUGUAUUUGCAAUGCUUUUGUGAAGGCUUAGAAUAAAUAAGUACAUUGUUAA